UUUCUAGGGUUUCUCUUCGAUUUUGGGAGUUGAUUCAAAUUUGGUUUAGAGAGGUCGAAGAAUCGAGAAAGCUAUGUCCUUGCGACCGAGCGCGAAGACAGAGAUCCGUCGAAGCCGUUACAAGGUCUCUGUAGAUGCGGAAGAAGGACGACGAAGAAGAGAAGAAUUUUUAGUCGAGAUUCGUAAGAACAAACGCAAGGAAAGCUUGAUGAAGAAACGCCGCGACGGUGUUAGUGAAGUUUUGCCUCCUGCUUCCGACGAUCCCUUUGAGAGUUUGUUGGAGAUAGCGAAUAUGAUUACUGGGGUUUUCUCGGAUGAUCCUUCAUUGCAGCUUGAGUACGCGACUCGGUUCAGGAAGAUUCUAUCAUUGGAUAGUAGUCCACCUAUCGAUAAAAUGAUAAAAUCUGGAGUUGUGCCACGUUUUGUUGAGUUUCUUAAGAAGAAUGAUUACCCUAAGCUACAGCUUGAGGCUGCUUGGGCUUUAACAAACAUUGCUUCUGGAACAUCUGAGCAUACCAAGGUGGUGAUUGAUCACGGCGCUGUUCCGAUCUUUGUUCAGCUUCUUGCUUCCCCUGAUAAUGAUGUCCGUGAUCAGGCUAUAUGGGGACUGGGUAAUGUUUCUGGUGAUUCAAUACAGUGCCGUGACUUAGUUCUUAACUCUGGGGCAUUUAUUCCACUGUUGCAUCAACUGAAUGAGCCUGCUACGUUGUCGAUACUUAGAAAUGCUACUUGGACUUUAUCAAACUUCUUCCGUGGCAAGCCUUUCUCGCUCUUUGACCUGGUGAAACCUGCUCUCCCUGUACUUAAACGACUUGUUCAUUCGGAUGAUGAACAAGUCUUGUCAGAUGCUUGCUGGGCAUUUUCGAAUCUGUCUGAUGGUUCAAAUGGAGAUAUCCAAAGUGUGAUAGAGGCUGGUGUUGUCCCAAGACUAGUUGAACUUCUCCAACACCCUUCUCCAGUUGUGAUUGUUCCUGCACUUCGUACCAUUGGGAAUAUAGUUUCUGGAAAUAGUCUGCAGACCCAGUGUGUGAUCAAUUGUGGUGCUUUACCCGUUCUUGCGGACCUGCUUACUCAAAAAUAUACGAGAGGCAUAAGGAGGGAAGCUUGCUGGACGAUUUCAAACAUCACUGCAGGCAUAAAAGAACAAAUUCAGUCGGUUAUUGAUGCAAAUUUGAUUCCAACAUUGGUCAAUCUGGCUCAACAUGCUGAAUUUGACAUAAAGAAAGAAGCUGUAUGGGCAAUUUCAAAUGCUUCCGGUUGUGGUUCUCCUAAUCAAAUCAAAUACUUGGUGGAACAGAAUUGCUUAAAAGCUUUAUGUGACAUCCUAGUGUGUUCAGAUCUAAGAAUCAUCUUAGUGUCUCUAGAUGGAUUGGAAAUGAUUUUGAAGGCUGGAGAGGUGGAGAAGAACACAAGACACGUGAACUCUUAUUGUCAAAUAAUUGAAGAUGCGGAAGGGCUAGAAAAGAUCGAGAACCUGCAGCUCCAUGUCAACAAUGAGAUCUAUAAGAAAGCUGUGAAGAUUCUGCAAACAUACUGGCUUGUAGAGGAAGGUGGUGAUACUGAUGGUGAUAAUGAUGAUGAUGAUGAUGAUGAUGGUUGUUCUCAACCGGGCUUCCAGUUUGAUUUUACUCGUUAAGAUCCCACAAAACCUGACAUUGAAGGAAAGGCAUGCACAUAUGAUGGGUCAAACUCAAAGAGUGAGUCAAGUGUCAAGUUCUUGAUGACAUUAGGCUUUACUUGGUUUGUUAAUUGAGAGAGUACAUAGUUGAUAUAAAAGCAGUGGCUCCAU
Messenger RNA from Arabidopsis arenosa, 1789 nucleotides. The record is from the annotation of a GenBank genome assembly. NCBI's taxonomy places the organism in Eukaryota, Viridiplantae, Streptophyta, Magnoliopsida, Brassicales, Brassicaceae.